CCCAGCCCCAGCGGAGAAUGCAAGUGUUUUUGUGAGCCACGCUGCUUCGACUUCGGUGCAUUCUCCUUUGGUCCUCGAUUUAGCAAAAAGUUUAAUACAAUGUCAGUGUGGCCCCCUCCUUCAAUAAUAAAUCAAUAAAUAUUAUAUCAUCAUCUCCUCGUGGGCCGCUUUCUCUUCUUUUCCGUACGCCCUUGUUCUGCCCUUUGUCCACCCCUGCGUAGUAACCCGGUCGUUGAUAAAACAAAACAACCUCCAUCGCCGACCAUGCAGGCCCCUAACAAGUCAACGAGGUUGGAGACGAUGGACAUGGAGGUCCAUCCACUCGAUCAAGAUGUGCCGCCUACACAGAAAGGAACCGUCUUGGACGACCAUGACAUGCAGCGCAUGGGAAAGAUCCAGGAGCUCAAGCGAAAUAUGCGACCGGUGGCUGCCUUGAGUUUUGCUUCGAUUUUACAAGCAACGUGGGAGUUCAUUUUGAUUUCGAAUGACCAAGGAUUAGAAAAUGGCGGAUUACCGGGCAUGUUCUGGUCUUACAUCUGGACGUUUAUCGGAUUCGGAUUUAUUAUCGCAUCGCUCUCGGAAAUGGCCUCGAUGGCACCAACGUCGGGUGGACAAUAUCACUGGGUAUCCGAGUUUUCGUCGCCGCGACACCAAAAGUUUCUUAGUUACAUCACGGGUUGGAUGUCGGUGUUGGCAUGGCAAGCUGGAGCAGCAUCAGGUUCUUUCCUGACGGGAACCAUCAUUCAGGGCUUGAUAAGCGUCCGGAAUCCGGAGUACGAACCGAAGAACUGGCAAGGGACGCUCUUUGUCUUUGCGAUGGUGUUGGUGAUCUACAUUGCCAAUGUUUAUGCCUCGGAUCUGUUGCCCAUUCUGAGCAAUCUACUGAUGAUUCUCCAUGUGUUGUCCUGGGCCGUGGUUUUGAUCGUGCUUUGGGCGAUGGCUCCUCACCAAUCUGCCAAGGCCGUGUUCGUCUCUGGAUGGCAGAAUGGGGGAGGUUGGUCCACGAUGGGGUUGAGCGUGAUGAUUGGACAGAUUUCCGCCAUCUACGGUUCCCUAAGCUCCGAUGCGUGUGCUCACAUGUCCGAAGAAGUAAAAGACGCUGGUCGCUACGUCCCCGUUGCCAUCGCCUGGGGAUACUUUAGCAACGGCAUCAUGGCCGCGAUCCUGCUAGUCACCUUCCUCUUCUCGCUCCCGUCGGUGGAAGAUGCCUUGAAUGACAACACCGGGUUCCCUUUCAUCUAUGCCUUUAAGAAUGCGACAUCGAUGGCGGGCGUAAAUGGCCUCACUUCGAUCAUCCUGUUGCCCGUCAUUUUCAGCAACAUUCUUUUCAAUGCUUCGACCUCCCGCCAAACCUUCGCCUUUGCUCGCGACAAGGGUUUGCCAUUCUCCCGCUUCAUCAGCAAAGUCGACCCAAAGCGACAUAUUCCCGUGAAUGCCAUCGCUAUAUCCUGUAUCUUCAGCUGUGCGCUCGCGCUCAUUAAUAUCGGAUCCGAGACGGCUUUCAACGCUAUUAUUUCGCUAAACGUGGCUGCAUUGAUGUACACGUAUAUCAUCUCGAUCAGCUGCGUCAUCUACAAGAAGAUCUGGAAUCCCGAGAGUCUUCCAGCGAGGCAGUGGGACAUGGGACGAUGGGGACUGCCCGUUAACGUGAUUGCACUCAUCUACUCCUGCUUCGCCCUUUUCUGGUCCCUAUGGCCGAGUGAGAGCAGCAUCACCGUGGACAACUUCAACUGGAGCGUUGUCAUCUUCGGAGGGGUGUUCUUGCUUAGCCUCUUCAUGUAUGUGACCAAGGGGCGAAAGGAAUACGAUGGGCCAGCAGUGAUCGUACAGCGUGGAUAAUUGCAGUUGUAUAUAAAGUGGUAUUGAUAGACUAUGUAUCUUUUUGAAUAUGGGAUCCUCGUACGAGAGACACCCCAUAGGGCUCUGUCAAAUGCAAGGCUACAAUGUAGUAUGAUCAGUAGCUUUCCAUGGUACACGUUUGCGAUAGCAGAUGCCCUGGUCCCAACAGAACAAAGGUGUCGACUU
Messenger RNA from Penicillium brasilianum, 2025 nucleotides. The record is from the annotation of a GenBank genome assembly. NCBI's taxonomy places the organism in Eukaryota, Fungi, Ascomycota, Eurotiomycetes, Eurotiales, Aspergillaceae.